Messenger RNA from Solea senegalensis (Senegalese sole), 3043 nucleotides. RefSeq names its product DNA damage-induced apoptosis suppressor (gene ddias). The record is from RefSeq and is a predicted model, not a curated record. The transcript has 5 exons. Bases 252 to 2519 code for a protein of 755 amino acids. NCBI's taxonomy places the organism in Eukaryota, Metazoa, Chordata, Actinopteri, Pleuronectiformes, Soleidae. Gene Ontology annotation, cellular component: cytoplasm; nucleus. Gene Ontology annotation, biological process: negative regulation of intrinsic apoptotic signaling pathway in response to DNA damage.
GAAGCAGUUGGUAAACAAACCAGCAGACGUACAGUCGGAGUCGGACCAUGUUUAUAUAUUUUACGAUGCCAAAUAGAUUUUAGUUUAAAUUCUAACACACUAUAUAGACUUUUGCCUUCAAAAUGGUCCAUAAAAAGCGUCUGAUUGAGCAGACAAUCAUGUGUUUGGACUUUGUGAGAAGUUUCCUGAAGUUAGCUUAGCAUGCUAGUUGCAGCAGCCAAGGUUAGUUCAGACUCCCCUUCUCCGUCUACAUGUCGGCCAGACGAGCUCUGGUGAGCUGUGCUGUGUUGUGUGUUAAAGAUACCUGUGUGUUUUAUCCGUGCUGUAAGAGCUGCUUCUCCAGGAUCGAUGUGGAUCAGCGGGACACGACGAGAUGUCGAUGCUCCAGGUGUGGUUACAGUUGUCACAAGGAACUGGUCGAUUACAGGUACCGUCUCUCACUGAGGGUGACCCGGGACAGGUGCAUAUUUGGAGUCACAGUAUUCGGAACCUGCUUAAACCCAUUAUUUGGUGUUCAUGCAGGUGGAUUACAGAGGUUGGUGGAAAACAAAGACGGACCAGUCGCACCAUCAGUCAAAGCUAAACUGCUGAUUAAUGCUGUCGAGGACUGUUUCAUAGGCAAACAUUUCAUCUUUGGUUUAAAGGUGAGUGGAACAGACAGUGGGCUAUGCUUUGGAGAGUCUGGCCUCAGUGAUGAAAGAGUCCAGUUUAUCGCCAGUCAGAUGAUUCUCCCCAAAGCUGCUGGCCUGGGAGGCUGCACAGUGCUCACUUUUUAUCAGCUCCUUCUUCAGAAAGCUGCAGAAUAUGAACCAGGCUCCAGUAAUGAUCCUGGUAAAACCUUCAGACCCCCAGAGACCCCCCUGCGUCUGAUUCCUUAUCGUUCUCCAGCCAGAAGCUUUAAUAAUGCCACAUUUUCUGCCUCAGGUUUUCUUUCACUGUCACCACAAGGAUCCCAAGACUGCACCCUCACUCCAACCCCUCCAUGGCAACAAUCACUUGGCCUGGUCACUUCAUCAGCAGAGCAGGACGAAGGAAGCAUCAGCCAGGAUAAUGGAGACGAAAACAGCCGGCAGACAGAUGACAACAAAACAACACAUGGUGUACCGAUCAGCUACUGGGAGAAAGAGACAGUGACAGAGGAGAGAAAUCUGUCACCUCCUCGUUCUUUAGAGCACAGUCCUCAUAGUCCAUCAUUUGCUAAUCACCCAUACACAUCUAUUGAGGAAGCUGUUGAAAAUGGCCCCCUUGCAAGUACUUGGUUCAGUCCCUCCCAGCCCAGCCACAAACUGGAUUCAUCACUCUGCUCAAAGGCAAUGGGUUUUUCUACCACACAAUCCCCCAAAAUGUCUCAGUCCAGCUCUGUGGUGUGGGAGGAUCUGCCUUUCUCUGAGAGUUUUGGGGAGUUUUUAUGUGAGGAAUACAAACAUUGUGACAUGGAGCCACAUCCAAAUGUGCAAACUCAGAGUGUAAUGGUGAAAAAUGACCCAGAAACAAGAUCACAAGACAAGAACUUGUCAAUUCAAUCACAUUCUGUUCAUCAGAGCAGCACCCAAGUAACAGAGAGCCACUCAAGCUUGGGAGACAUAGAUGGUCUGUCUAAGCAGAUGUGCAAGAAGUAUGUUGUAUGUAUAAAUGAGAGUAAAGAUUUUAAUCAGGAAGACAAAGAGGCCAGUUCUCUGUCUUUUGAAACCAAAGAAGAGCAGCUUGAAGGAGAUACCUAUGAUUGUUCAGUAGACCUGUUCAGUAGUUCACUCCCAAUCGAUGAGGACACUAUGACGAUCAAUACUCAUGCUGAAACACCUGACAAACUGAAAAGUAGAAAAUCCUUCAGUAGUUUAAUUCCACCUGGUAUACAACACAUUGACUUUAUUCCUCCGGCUCAGUCCACCCCAGUUUUAAAAGUAAAUGGUACGUCAGGUUUGGAGAAAUUGAAGAGUAAGAAUUCCGGCCGAAUCAGCUCACCUCUUUCUAAACUCAGUGCUAACCACCUGUCCCACUUUGGAAGAGAGUCUACAAAAGAAAACUUGGUGUGGAACAAAACACCCUUCAGAUGUACCCCAAAAGGAAGGAUCCGGAAACCAAUCAAACAAACUCCACGAUCCCAGAUCAUGGGGGUCCAGGCGGGAGCUCUGAACCUGCAGUCGCCAGUGAGGAUGAACCACAAGUGUGACUCGAGUGUCUGUGAUGUGAUUGCGUGUGGUUGUGAGAACAGCCAAGUAAUGGUUCCUCCUACUCCUGUCAGUAAAACACAGCUGAAUGUAAAGCUCAGUAGAAGAAGCCCUAAUAGUGAUCUCAGCAGCAGCAGUAGCAGGUUGGGUUCUACUUGUCAAGUUAACUGUAAAAGAAAUCUGUUGGAAUUUCAUCUGUCAUCUAUCACAGCGUCAGGGAAACAACUGGCACAAACAGAAAACUGUGGCACGAAAUCAGCUCGUGAGAGUAGACUGGACGGAUCCGACCUCUGUGACGAUGAGAACCAGGCAUGCGAUUGGUCCAGAGAUCUGUUCUCUGACUCGGUCUGAGAGGUUCUGUUGCAGAUUGGUUUAACCAAUGUUGUUUUUUUUAUGCAUUUCAUACUCGCAACUUAAUUUAUGCAAGAUCUACUUUUGUGUUUGAACAGCACUAAUACGGUCCCUGCUGCUACUGUUAGGAUAGGGGAAAUGCUUAUUUCUGAUAUGUGACCGUAUCGCUUAACUUAAACACAUUUUAUUGGUAUUGAAACCUCGUAUUAAACAGGUUCUAGUUUUUAAUUAUUUAAGCUGGUGUAUGCAACAUAACUAUUGCCACUGAUCAAUUUCUCUAUAAUAUUCUUUCAGGAUAAUGAUAAUCAGUUGAUCUGAGAGAGAGAACUAGACUUUUGCACCUAUUGUUGGUUACUGUAACUGAUCAGAACUGUGAAUAUUCCAAGAAACACACAAACACAUGUAAUUCACUUAAACAGAAUUGUAUUUACAAUGUUUUAAAGAUUAUAUACAGUCAAAGGAGAUUUGAUUCUUUGUUUACAGAAUAACCAAUAUCAUUAAACCAACCCAAAGUAACCAUCUAA